Nerophis lumbriciformis (worm pipefish) is the source of this 672-nucleotide messenger RNA. The record is from RefSeq and is a predicted model, not a curated record. Lineage: Eukaryota; Metazoa; Chordata; Actinopteri; Syngnathiformes; Syngnathidae.
AUGAGCUGUUUUAUGAACGACGACGACCCUUUCCCCGCGGACGAGUGUUUGUUCGCUGACACUUUUUCUCAAGAAAGCAUUUAUCAAUUGAUGGGCCAGGAACUGAAGAUCACGCAAUUAUUUGGCGCAAACCUCGGCGUGGCUGCACCGGUGUGGGAAUCCGCGAUACAAUUAUGUCGAUACUUUGAGAAGCAGCGGGUGGAGUGGCGCGGACGACGCGUCAUCGAACUCGGAGCGGGGACCGGGGUCGUCGGGAUCGUGGCCGCUCGCCUCGGUGCCGUUGUAACCCUCACGGACCUUCCCGCGACCCUUCCGUCUCUGGAGGCCAACGUCCGCGCCAACGCGCCCGCCGGCGGAUGGCCUUCCGCCCCUCCCCGCGUCCUCCCUCUGUCCUGGGGCGAGGACCACGCCGAGUUCCCGUCGGAUUGGGACCUGGUGGUGGGCGCCGACACGGUUUACCUCCCCGAGACGUAUCCGCGCUUAGUGGACACGCUGGUUCACCUUUGCCAGAAAAAGGCCGCCGUCUACCUCUCGUCCAAAAUGCGAAAUGAGCACCAGACGCCGAGCUUCUUUGAAGAACAUCUCCCCAGGAGAUUUCACGUCCAACUGGUGGACCGCGACCACAGUCAAAACAUUAAUAUUUACAGAGCCUCUCUAAGAAAAGGCCGCUAA